This is a messenger RNA of Ilex paraguariensis (yerba mate), 501 nucleotides long. The record is from the annotation of a GenBank genome assembly. NCBI's taxonomy places the organism in Eukaryota, Viridiplantae, Streptophyta, Magnoliopsida, Aquifoliales, Aquifoliaceae.
AUGUUCAACAACGCCGGAACUUUAAGCACCUCCGAUCAGACUGUCCUCGACCUUGAUGUUUCUCAGUUCGACUGGUUGUUUGCAGCGGCACGGGCAAUGGUGGAGCCGCGCGUGAAGGGAAGCAUAGUGUGCACAGCGAGCGGGGCGGCGCGUAACGGUGCAAACAAGCGGACUGUUUACAUUAUGUCGAAGCACGCUGUGCUUGGGCUGGUUCGUUGGCCAAUUCAUCAACUUGGGGGGUAUGGGACUAGGGUUAACAGUGUGUCGCCGUCGGGGGUACCAACGCGGUUGAUUUGCAAGUCGCAGGAGGAGAUAAUGGGAGUUCGAAAGAGGUACGAGCCACUCACCAGCUUGAAAGGGACUGUGCUAAGUGUCAGACACGUCGCAGAUGCUGUGUUGUUUCUCGUCUCCGACGAGUCUGCGUUCAUUACCGGACAUGAACUCGCCGUCGACGGUGGGUUUAUCAGUCUUCCAGAUCCGGUCUCUUUAGAAGCUAAUUAA